AUUCGCUCUCUUGUCUUGUAAUAACAACAAGCACAACACUUCCUCUCCUCUUUCUUCACAUUAAACUCCGCCAACUUCCCUUCUCUUUUGUUCUCUUUCAGAACAAGAAAUUAAUAUUUCUUACGCCUCCGUAAUCUCCUUUUUCGUAAUGUAUGUAGAAAGCAAUUGAAGCUCUCUCUCUCUCUAUUUAUACUCAAUAUACAGACGCACCCAGACAAGGAGGGAAAGGAAAAAAGUAGAUACAUACAAAGAGCAAAAGUCUAUUGCUUAGGGUGCGUGACAUAGCUAGAAACAAAAUUAUGUGGAACGUGUUCUUGCUGCUGCUGCUGCUGCAACUUUUAUUCUUCUUCUCUUCACGGAUUUCUACUGUUUCAGCCUCUGUGUCCUAUGAUCAUAAAGCUGUUAUAAUCAACGGGCAGAGAAGGAUUCUUAUUUCUGGCUCAAUACACUACCCAAGAAGCACUCCUGAGAUGUGGCCUGAUCUUAUUCAAAAGGCCAAAGACGGAGGAGUGGAUGUGAUUCAAACUUAUGUCUUCUGGAAUGGACAUGAGCCCUCUCCUGGAAACUAUUAUUUUGAGGACAGGUAUGAUUUGGUUAAGUUCAUCAAGCUGGUUCAACAAGCAGGCCUUUAUCUUCAUCUGCGAAUUGGCCCCUAUAUUUGCGCUGAAUGGAACUUUGGGGGAUUUCCUGUGUGGCUAAAAUAUGUUCCUGGUAUUGAAUUUAGAACCGACAACGGGCCUUUCAAGGCGGCAAUGCAAAAGUUCACAGAGAAGAUUGUGGGCAUGAUGAAGUCAGAAAAGUUGUUUGAAAAUCAAGGAGGCCCAAUAAUUCUUUCCCAGAUAGAAAAUGAAUAUGGACCAGUGGAAUGGGAAAUUGGUGCACCUGGUAAAGCCUAUACAAAAUGGGCAGCUGACAUGGCAGUGAAGCUUGGUACAGGAGUCCCAUGGAUUAUGUGCAAGCAAGAAGAUGCCCCAGAUCCCAUGAUAGACACCUGCAAUGGAUUCUACUGUGAAAACUUCAAACCAAACAAGGACUAUAAACCCAAAAUAUGGACAGAAGCCUGGACUGGCUGGUAUACUGAAUUUGGUGGUGCUGUUCCUCAUAGGCCAGCAGAAGACAUGGCAUUUUCAGUCGCAAGGUUCAUACAAAAUGGUGGUUCAUACAUUAACUACUAUAUGUACCAUGGAGGAACUAACUUCGGAAGAACCGCUGGCGGUCCCUUCAUUGCCACUAGCUACGAUUAUGAUGCCCCUCUUGAUGAAUUCGGAUUACCAAGGGAACCAAAGUGGGGGCAUUUGAGAGAUUUGCACAAAGCCAUCAAGCUAUGUGAACCUGCUUUAGUUUCUGUUGAUCCCACUGUAACAUCACUUGGGAGUAAUCAAGAGGCUCAUGUAUUCAAGUCAAAGUCGGUAUGUGCUGCAUUUCUUGCCAACUAUGAUACAAAAUACUCUGUGAAGGUGACAUUUGGUAAUGGACAAUAUGAAUUGCCGCCUUGGUCCGUCAGCAUUCUCCCUGAUUGCAAGACUGUGGUUUAUAACACAGCAAGGCUCGGUUCCCAAAGCUCACAAAUGAAAAUGGUUCCAGCGAGUAGCUCAUUUUCAUGGCAAUCAUACAAUGAGGAAACUGCAUCAGCUGAUGAUGAUGAUACAACUACAAUGAAUGGGCUGUGGGAGCAAAUCAAUGUGACAAGGGAUGCCACAGACUACUUGUGGUACCUGACAGAUGUCAAAAUAGACGCCGAUGAAGGAUUUCUGAAGAGUGGACAGAAUCCUCUUCUCACAAUUUUCUCCGCUGGUCAUGCUUUGCAUGUAUUUAUCAAUGGUCAACUAGCAGGAACCGCUUAUGGGGGAUUAUCAAAUCCUAAGUUAACGUUUAGCCAGAACAUCAAAUUGACAGAAGGGAUUAACAAGAUCUCUUUGUUGAGUGUUGCUGUGGGUCUCCCGAACGUUGGCCUGCAUUUUGAGACAUGGAAUGCCGGGGUUCUAGGUCCAAUCACCCUGAAGGGUCUGAAUGAGGGGACGAGAGACCUGUCAGGGCAGAAAUGGUCAUACAAGAUUGGUCUGAAAGGUGAAUCACUGAGCCUUCAUACUGCUAGUGGGAGUGAAUCUGUUGAAUGGGCGGAAGGAUCACUAUUGGCUCAAAAACAAGCACUGACCUGGUACAAGACAGCUUUUGAUGCACCACAAGGCAAUGAUCCCCUGGCUUUAGAUAUGAGUAGCAUGGGGAAAGGUCAGAUGUGGAUAAAUGGACAAAAUAUAGGACGGCAUUGGCCGGGAUAUAUAGCUCAUGGCAGUUGUGGUGACUGCAAUUAUGCUGGAACUUUUGAUGACAAAAAGUGUCGGACUAAUUGUGGGGAGCCCUCACAGAGAUGGUACCAUGUUCCUCGCUCAUGGCUUAAGCCGAGUGGGAAUCUCUUAGCUGUGUUUGAAGAAUGGGGUGGUGAUCCAACUGGAAUUGCUUUUGUCAAAAGAACUACUGCAAGUGUCUGUGCUGAUAUUUUUGAAGGGCAGCCGGCGUUGAAGAACUGGAAGGCGAUAGCCUCAGGCAAAGUCAUCAGCCCGCAACCCAAAGCCCACCUGUGGUGUCCUCCGGGACAGAAGAUAUCUCAGAUAAAGUUUGCUAGCUUCGGAAUGCCUCAGGGCACAUGUGGAAGCUUUCGGGAGGGGAGCUGCCAUGCCCACAAGUCAUACGAUGCCUUUGAAAGAAAUUGUGUUGGGAAGCAGUCGUGCUCAGUGACUGUAGCUCCUGAAGUUUUCGGAGGAGAUCCAUGUCCAGAUAGUGCAAAGAAGCUAUCAGUUGAGGCUGUCUGCAGCUGAAGUCCUGAAAUUCCAAAAGCUCUACGCAAAGAAUUGAAAUCCCAGAUUACUCCAUUUCAGUACAUAGACAGGACAUUACAUCCUUUAAGAUUUUCAGGCUUGUAGAUUGCAGAUUUCCAAGGUCCAUGGAAUCACUUGCCACCGGCGAAAUCAAAAAAAAAAAAAAAGAGUACAGAAUUUGGCAAAGCCAGAUGAAGAUUGUGAAGUGGUUGAAAGAUGCUUUAGGUACAUAGGCAAGGUAUUAUCUGUCAUACAUCAUAAACAGGCUACAUAUAGUCUGAAAGCUUUUAGUCUUGCAAAUUCAUACAGGCAAGUCUUUAGCGUGCAGCCGUCGGUUGAGUAUUUGUAAGUUUGUCCCUUGCAAAAUAAAAUGCAAAGGAAUAUCACUGAUAGCAUUCCAAUGGAAUUUGAAUUGUGAAUUUCUAUAUUAAA
Messenger RNA from Populus nigra (black poplar), 3248 nucleotides. Its product is annotated as beta-galactosidase-like. The coding region runs from base 300 to 2816 and encodes 838 amino acids. The transcript is spliced from 19 exons. Gene Ontology annotation, molecular function: carbohydrate binding; beta-galactosidase activity. Gene Ontology annotation, cellular component: vacuole; cell wall. The record is from RefSeq and is a predicted model, not a curated record. Lineage: Eukaryota; Viridiplantae; Streptophyta; Magnoliopsida; Malpighiales; Salicaceae. Gene Ontology annotation, biological process: carbohydrate metabolic process.